ACCAACCCUAGGACUAAGAGAGAGAGACCAAGCAAGCAAAACAAAGCAGCCCCCUUUUCUUUGUCCGUCUCUCUGCGGCGGCGGCGGCCGGCGGCGAGGCGAUGAGAGCUGUCACCGGCGCCAUCGUCUCCUCGAAGCCGUGCUCGCUGCUCAAGGCCAAGGGCAUCCUCUCCGGAUUCUUCAAGAGCUCUGCCUCCAACCUCCCCACCUCCGACGCCGCCACCUACCUCCUCACCGCCGCCGACGCCGUCGACGAGCUCUGCCAAAUCCGCGGCGACAUCCGCAGGGCCCUCCACCACCACCUGCACCUGCACCACCAGCAGGAGGGCAGCCCCCCUGCUGCUACCGGUGACGGUGACGGUGAGAGGAGGAACAAGGACAAGGGUCGUGUGAAGCAGGAGGAGCAAGAGGCGGUGGUGUCCAAACAAGGGAUCAGUUUGGUUCCCAGGAAGAAGAAGGACAUUCCAUGUGUCAUCAAGCAGGAAGAACAAGAGGAGCCGGAGCCGGAGCACAAGAAGAUGAUUUCAAACAAGGGAUCAGUUGGUAGCCACGACAAGAAACGGAAGCACGCCGCCCAAGACUUGGUCGAGGUGAAGAAAGAAGAAGCUGAUUUCGUCGAUGCCGAUUUGGGGAGCGACAAGAAGAAGAAGAAGAACAAGCACAAGAAAAACAAGAGGAGCAGAGACGGCGACGACGCCCAACAAGAAGAAGAAGCGGAGGUCGAGCAUACCAAGAAGAAGCAGCGCAACUAGUAAGUAAUCUGGGAGGUUACUGCUCGGCUGUUCUAGCUAUCGUAUCCAUCCUAGUCUAGGCUCACUCAACAGCUAUGUUUUGUGACUCGUGAUACUUAUGUCAUGCUGUUGUUGCAAUGAAAUUACUACCUACACAAUU
This is a messenger RNA of Hordeum vulgare subsp. vulgare (domesticated barley), 891 nucleotides long. Its product is annotated as H/ACA ribonucleoprotein complex subunit 4-like. Lineage: Eukaryota; Viridiplantae; Streptophyta; Magnoliopsida; Poales; Poaceae. Bases 102 to 752 code for a protein of 216 amino acids. The record is from RefSeq and is a predicted model, not a curated record. The transcript has a single exon.